This is a messenger RNA of Pelmatolapia mariae (spotted tilapia), 3082 nucleotides long. RefSeq names its product SERPINE1 mRNA-binding protein 1-like. Bases 117 to 1334 code for a protein of 405 amino acids. The transcript has 9 exons. Lineage: Eukaryota; Metazoa; Chordata; Actinopteri; Cichliformes; Cichlidae. Gene Ontology annotation, cellular component: cytoplasm; nucleus. The record is from RefSeq and is a predicted model, not a curated record. Gene Ontology annotation, molecular function: mRNA 3'-UTR binding.
UGCUCGCACCGGAAGAGAAGGGGCAGCUCUCCCAGCCAUCUUGUGGCAGCAUCCAGCGAACUGGUCGCAUCAAGCCUCGUAGAAUCGGAGGUGAAUCCCGUUGAAGGGGCGCCAUCAUGCCCGGACAACUGCAAGAAGGCUUCGGCUGUGUCGUGACCAACCGGUUCGACCAGUUAUUGGACGAUGAGUCCGACCCUUUCGAGAUCCUGAAGGCUGCCGAAAACAAGAAGAAGGAGGGGGCCGCCGCUGCUUCCACCAAGACCGCGGCUCAAGCCGCUAAGCAGCCGAAGAAGGAGUCACAGAAGGACAGAAAGAACCCUCUGCUGGACAAAAAGGAGGAGACCCAGGCGCCAGUCCCCCUGAAGAAAGAAGGUAUCAGGCGGGUGGGAAGAAGAGCAGACCAGCAGGGCCAGUCUGGUUCCCAGCACCAGGGCGCGCAGGGCGAAGGGCGACCUGGAGACAAGAGGCCGGACCGAAGACCACCCCGCGAGCGCCGCUUUGAGAAACCUGCUGAGGACAAACCCGAGGGGGCCGGAGAGUUUACUGUGGAAAAGCCUUCUGGAGACAGGCCCCCGAGAGGGCGUGGUGGCGGCCGGGGCGGGCGCGGUGGAAGAGGGCGGGGCAUGGGCCGAGGCGACGGCUUUGACUCCCGUGGCAAACGAGACUUCGACAGACACAGCAGCAAUGACAAAUCCAAUCCGAAGAGCGAGGAGAAGCGUGGCGGAAGCGGCUCGCACAACUGGGGCAACGUGAAGGACGAAGUGAGUGAGGCUGAACAAACUGCUCCCCCUGAGACGACCCCAGAGGGCGAGGAAAACGCACCUGCUGGCUCCGAGAACAAAGAGAACGAGGUCGAAGAGGUGAAAAAUGAAGGCCCCAAAGAGAUGACCCUGGACGAGUGGAAGGCCAUGCAGGACAAGGAGCGCACCAAGGUGGAGUUCAACAUCCGCAAGCCCAACGAGGGAGCCGACAGCCAGUGGAAGAAAGGAUAUGUGCUGCACAAGUCCAAGAGCGAAGACAGACCUGUUGGGGCUUUGAUCGACACCGCAGAGACAGAACCAGAAUCGCACAAUCUCUACCACAAGCAGGCCGCCGCUGACGAGUCCAGUGACCACCAUUUCCGCAAACCAGCCAACGACAUCACAUCUCAGCUGGAGAUCAACUUCGGAGACCUUGGCCGCCCCGGUCGCGGGCGUGGGGGCGCACGUGGUGGGAGGGGAGGCCGCGGCGGGGGAGGCAGCAGGACGGCACGCGGGGGAGGACGUUCCGAAAAGGCUAGUGGAGUGUCAGUCCCCAAUGUGGAUGAUCCUGAGGCCUUCCCAGCCCUGGCCUAAAAAGGCUCCCUCUUUCACCACCAGCCCACCCAUCAGCCCUUCCGGGCCCCCCCCUCUACGAGGCUUGCAUGCUUACCACAUCUUCAAGUAUAUAAGAAAAACAGAGAGAAAAAAAAUUAAAUGACACAAAAAGACUGUCAUCCCAUACCACUCACACCACCCAAGGACUUAAAUUUUACCUGUUUUAAAGGAGACUAAAAGACAAAAAAAAAGGCAGAAAAGGACCUCUUGUUACACUGAAGUUUUGUAUUUAGGAACAUGAAAGCAGGGAUGUUUUCAUACUUUUUUUUCUUUCUUUUUUUUCCCCAGAGAUUACGCAUACUUCAUUGAUAUUUUUUGUGCUGCUUGAAUUUAUGCAUUUCUGCAAUUAGAUUGAAGUGUGUGUAUUCCUCUCCUCCCCGUAAUGACUUCAGCUCAGUAUUAUGGGGUCAUCUUUAGAAAAGGCUUUGUACUGGAGUGUAUUUUUUGGCCCUCCCAGUAAUACACGCUGAUGUGGUAGCACUACACUACAUUAGAACCUUGUACUUGUACUAGAUGUCUGAAGUACGGCUUAACAUGCAUUUAAAGUGUAAUUACUUGGAUCCUGACUAUCCAUCCCUUUGUGAGGCACAAGUUGAGGAUGGGUAACCAGGUUAAAUGUGACUUCUACUAAAGCUUGGUAUUUUUCUGCUUGUCGUGCAGUGAAAGUUGAUGCCUCUUCUCAUUGUUUUUUGUUUUGUUUUGAUAGUUUGCCUCUUUUUUUGGUGGACCAGUGGUUAGUAGUGUUUCACAUCCCCUGAUCCAGAAGUGCUACCCACUUUUAUUUCUUUUCUUUUUUUAAGGGUGUACCGGGGCCCAAUGUAUCUUUAGGCUGGUCCUCUUAGGUCAUACAGGCUAUACAACUUGUAAUUUCAGGACCACUAAGCAAAUAUUGUUUUGUUUUUGUUUUUUUGGUAAGGAUAUGCGUACGGGCGUGUGUUUGUGUGAGUGUGUGUUGUUUGCAGCAAAGCGUGAGAGCGUGCGUGUGAUUUUUGACAGCUAGUUGCUUAGGAUUUAAGCAUUUUCUCUGCUGAACUUGCCGUUCUCAAACAGGAGAGUGCAAGUUGUCGCCUGAAGUAGUUCUUAAUGUCUUUUAUGAAGUGAUUGUUGAAAUGUAGGUGAGAAUGAUAGCGUAGCUAGACCAUGAACAUAUCUCGCUCUUUUAGAGUAUCUGUACUGUCUUUCAGAUCUCAAAGCACUUGGUUUUAUUAGCACCAAUUCCUCUGAAGAUUGUUUUUCUUCCCUUUUACUUUAAACCAUAUUUGAUGUUUUAUUUUGUUUUUGUUGUUUUGUUUUGGGGGUUUUUUGUAAUCUUAUUUUUAUUUUAAUCUGUGAACAAGCAUCGAUGCAUAAUUUGUCUGAAAGAAAUGUCAGCGGUCAUUGUGGAACAAGCUACAGAAUGUAAAAUGUGAGUUAAAGGUGCUCUCAGCUGCCUGUCUCAGCAUUUUCCAGCAAGCAUUUUAGUUUUUUUUUUUCUUUUAAUAAAAGCAGGUAUGUUUCAUGUGUGGGUUGGGGUGGGUGCGGGCUGGGGUGGGGGUGGGGGUGUCACACCGAAGACCUGAUGGAGUGAAUUUUUAAAGCUUUACUUGUCAUGCUCUGCAAAGACUUGCUGGCGACGCGCUGAUACAACAGGCUGGAGCAGUUUUCCUCGUAGGACCGUUUGAGCCACAUGACAUUAAAACUUUCUCUGCAAACAUCCCUGUUCUAAUAAAAAUGCUUUAGAGGUGUUA